Molecule: messenger RNA, 1505 nt
Organism: Tyto alba (common barn owl)
Lineage: Eukaryota; Metazoa; Chordata; Aves; Strigiformes; Tytonidae
Gene: AIG1
Product: androgen induced 1
Exons: 6
Coding region: 154-870 (238 amino acids)
Cellular component (GO): membrane; endomembrane system
Source: RefSeq, a predicted model, not a curated record
GCGGCGCGGAGGCGCUGGGCGCUCCGCAGGGGCGCGCGCGCAGCCGGGCGCAGAGCCCCGCGCAAGCCCACGCACGCACGCACGCGGAAGCGCACCCCGAGCUGGCGCGCGGCCCGUUGCCGCCGCCGAGGCCGCCCCGGCGCAGCCUGCAACAUGGCGCUGGUGCCCUGCCAGGUGCUGCGCGCCGCCAUCCUCCUGUCCUAUUGCUCCAUCCUGUGCAAUUACAAGGCCAUUGACAUGCCCGCGCAUCAGACCUAUGGAGGCAGCUGGAAAUUUCUGACCUUCAUAGACCUGGUUAUCCAGGCUGUCUUCUUUGGGAUCUGUGUCUUGACUGACCUGUCUAGUCUUCUCACUAAAGGAAAUGACAGUCAAGAGCAAGAGAGGCAGCUGAAAAAACUAAUUUCCCUUCGUGACUGGAUGAUGGCUGUUCUAGCUUUCCCUGUUGGAGUGUUUGUUGUGACAAUGUUUUGGAGCAUCUAUAUCUAUGACAGGGAACUGGUUUACCCAAAGCUGCUUGAUAAUUUUAUACCAGCGUGGCUAAAUCAUGGAAUGCAUACAACAGUUUUGCCCUUUGUAUUAAUCGAGAUGAGAACAACACAUCAUCAGUAUCCCAGCAGGAGCUGUGGACUGGCGGCAGUGUGUACCUUCGCUGUUGGCUAUAUUUUAUGGGUGUGCUGGAUUCACCACGUUACAGGAGUGUGGGUGUACCCACUUCUUGAGCACCUCAGCCCAGGUGUCAAAAUAAUCUUUUUUGCAGCUGUUACCAUAAUAAUUAACAUAUUCUACUUGGUGGGAGAGGUCCUGAACAACUACAUCUGGGAUACCCAAAAAUGUAUUGAAGAAGGAAAAGAAAAGCCAAAAUUGGACUGAAUAACAGAGGCAACAUGGAGGAUUGUUUAUGGCUCCAUGGAAGACUUCUCAUCCCCGACAGCGGUUGGCAUAGAGAGGAAUCUUUUGGAAAGGAGGAAGUUUAAUGGGCCCUCUGCUCAGUGCAAGGUUAUUUUUGAGUUUUAUAAGGAGGGAAAAUUAUUUUAGCUAAGAAUAAUAAUAAUAUUUCAACCUCCGUUCCUAUUUCUCCAUGUUUGCAUGUGACAUAAACAUAUAAGAUGUGUAUUUAUCUCCAUGGCAUUCUCAACAUACAUUUCUUGCAUCAAAUAAGUUAUUAAAUCAUUAAAUCUUUUCACUUUCACCAAGAAGAACAAUGAGUCCAUUCUCUGUAUUGUUUGAGAAAAACUUAACCAGAUAGGUCUAAUAUGGGGAACAAAACAAUCCUAUAUAUUUCAAAGUACAGUGUAAAAAUACAGUAGAAGUUAAUUGCAUGAAUGUAUCCAAAGGAGAAUUCAAUCUGGCUGAAAUAUUAAUGUAACACUAUGUAACAGCUGCCUUAAAUUGGUGAUGUUAAUAAUUUUAUCAGUCCAGUAAAAUCUUAUUUGCGGUGUUAGACUAUCUGAAUAUGGUGCAACUUUCCUUAAAAAUGCCUAAAUAAAGAUCAAAGUAUCCCUGCA